This is a messenger RNA of Hibiscus syriacus, 801 nucleotides long. RefSeq lists its product as uncharacterized. Gene Ontology annotation, molecular function: translation initiation factor activity; mRNA binding. The record is from RefSeq and is a predicted model, not a curated record. Lineage: Eukaryota; Viridiplantae; Streptophyta; Magnoliopsida; Malvales; Malvaceae.
AGCUAAGUGUUACUGAUGCAGAAGUGUGUGUUUGGUGGUGCUCGUCCACGAGAACUGGUUCUGAAGGAGCGAGGGAUUGAUGACAACAGUCAUGAGCCGGGCCAACAUCCUGAUAGGGUCAAACAUAAUGUUCUAAGGAUUGAAAAGGUUGCUGAGCAAGCAGCUCCUCGCCAUGGUGAAAGAGUUGGGAAUCCUGUUGAUCAGGGAGCUGGAUGAAAAUCUGAGAGGACCAUAUCUGAGAGGAACCAUGGCGUUCACAAUGACAGAGUUGAUAUGCAGAGGAGGAAUUGGCGUAAUGAAAACCAGCAUAAUGACAGGGAAACCGAAAGACGGCAGCAGAAGAGACAGCCUUCACCUAAAACCUGGCGUAAACCUGCCCAAAUAGAGCCUAAACUAGUCUCUCCUGAAGCUGCUGGUGUGCGCUAUGGAAAAGCAGCAUCAGCAUUGGAGCUUUCUCAAGCCUUUUCCAAACCAUUCUCGGAUCAGAAAAUAGAUGAUCGACAUGUUGGACAAAGGGUUCUUCCCGGCCAUGCCCAAAUGCCUUUUUCUCGACUGAUGGGUCCAACUCCAAGGCCUCAGAUAAAUGGCUACUAAAUUUUGAGAGGGUUGUUACCUUAACCGGAGUCCAUUGUGUCACCAGUAACUACCUAAAUGGUUUUAGGAUGUCAUUGGUUGUAGUUAUGCUGCAUGACUUCACGAUUUCAUGCAGUUGAUUUCUUUUUUUUUCAUUUAAAAGAAAAUUUUAGAUCAACUGGCACUCCAAAUCAAUUGCAAUGCCCUCUCAUUUUUUCAAGUAAUUCC